CCAUAAGGAAAUACCACAAAUGAAUUGGGUGGCUGAAACAACAGAAAUUUAUUCUCUCGCAGGUCUGGAGGCUAGAAAUCCGAAGUGACGUCAGCGGGAUCAUGCCUCCUCUGAAACUGGGUCCUGACUGGGGCAGUCAACACCGUUCAGUCCUUCCUCGUUGGGUCAGCAUAGGAAGUUGUUGAGUUGGAGGGCGGGGACCCUGAGCCUGGAGACCUCUUCCUGUUUGGGCUAAUGUUCCCCACCAGAUGCUGGUGCCCACGUGGGCAUGUCUUGCAGCCACGGAGAGAUGAUCCAUUCCAGGGCAAGAAUCCAGGUGGCCACCGGCUGCCCCUGCUUCUGCGCUCUCACCAAGGUGUAUCCAAACCGGCAGUGCCCGCUGCUGCGCUCCGGCUCGUGUGCUGCGUGGACUCAGUGGUGUGGACCCGCCUCCCUAGUACCCUGCACGCAGCAACAGCGUGCACUUCACGUGGCACCUACUGGGCCUAGAGCUCAGCCUGGAUGCCCUGCAAAUGGACUCGAGUCCCCUUCGCUUGGUGAGCAGGGCCCCAGCUACCCACACGGUGUCCGUGGCUGCGGACUUGACCGUGUGGACUGCCCUCGACCUCAGGCCCUCCCGCGUGGGUAUGGGGCCUUCAGAAAUGGUCAUUAAAUUUUUCUAGAGUUGAAGGCCGGUUUCACCGCCCCUCUAUUUUGUCUCCAUCUCUGCCCAUGGCCUGCAGUGGGCUCUUAUGUGCUCUUGGACCGACCAGCCUUCCUGAAAUUCCAUCACUUGCAGGAAGCCCCCUGGCUUCCAGACUGCGGCCUCUGCAGAGCGCAGUGCACCGCUGCCGACCUGCCUGUCGCCUGCACUCGCUUCCUCGGUGGCCCCCGCUGCACCCCAGCCCCCCAUGUCGGCCGCCCCCGCCUACAGCGAGGACAAGGGCAGCUCUGCGGGCCCCGGGGAGCCCGAGUAUGGCCACGACCCGGCGAGUGGUGGCAUCUUUUCCUCCGACUACAAGCGGCAUGAUGACCUGAAGGAGAUGCUGGACAGCAACAAGGAUUCCCUCAAGCUAGAGGCCAUGAAGAGGAUUGUGGCGAUGAUCGCCCGGGGAAAGAACGCCUCCGACCUGUUUCCCGCUGUGGUGAAGAACGUGGCCUGUAAGAACAUAGAGGUGAAGAAGCUCGUCUACGUGUACCUGGUACGCUAUGCUGAGGAGCAGCAAGACCUGGCCCUGCUGUCCAUCUCCACCUUCCAGCGUGGCCUAAAGGACCCCAACCAGCUGAUUCGGGCCAGCGCCCUCCGCGUCCUCUCUAGUAUCCGCGUGCCCAUCAUCGUGCCCAUCAUGAUGCUGGCCAUCAAGGAGGCUGCCUCGGACAUGUCCCCCUACGUGCGGAAAACAGCUGCACAUGCCAUCCCUAAACUCUACAGCUUGGAUUCUGACCAGAAGGACCAGCUGAUCGAGGUCAUUGAGAAGCUUCUGGCCGACAAGACCACCCUGGUGGCCGGCAGCGUGGUGAUGGCCUUCGAGGAGGUGUGCCCAGAGCGCAUCGACCUGAUUCACAAGAACUACCGGAAGCUCUGUAACCUGCUCAUCGACGUGGAGGAGUGGGGCCAGGUUGUCAUCAUCAGCAUGCUCACCCGCUACGCCCGCACGCAGUUCCUGAGCCCCACGCAGAACGAAUCCCUGCUGGAGGAGAACCCCGAGAAAGCCUUCUAUGGCUCGGAGGAGGACGAGACCAAGGGCCCGGGGUCGGAGGAGGCAGCCGCCACGACACUGCCUGCCCGGAAGCCCUACGUCAUGGACCCCGACCACCGGCUGCUGCUGCGCAACACGAAGCCGCUGCUGCAGAGCCGCAGCGCCGCGGUGGUCAUGGCGGUGGCGCAGCUCUACUUCCACCUGGCGCCCAAGGCCGAGGUGGGCGUCAUCGCCAAGGCCCUGGUGCGCCUGCUGCGCAGCCACAGUGAGGUGCAGUACGUGGUCCUCCAGAACGUGGCCACUAUGUCCAUCAAGCGCAGGGGGAUGUUUGAGCCCUACCUGAAGAGCUUCUACAUCAGGUCCACCGACCCCACCCAGAUCAAGGUCCUGAAGCUGGAAGUGUUGACCAACCUGGCCAACGAGACCAACAUCCCCACGGUCCUGCGGGAAUUCCAGACCUACAUUCGCAGCGUGGACAAGGAGUUCGUGGCGGCCACCAUCCAGGCCAUUGGACGCUGUGCGACGAGCAUAGGCCGUGUCCGUGACACCUGUCUCAACGGCCUGGUGCAGUUGCUGUCCAACCGGGAUGAGCUGGUGGUCGCAGAGUCAGUGGUCGUCAUUAAGAAGCUGCUGCAGAUGCAGCCGGCACAGCACGGAGAGAUUAUCAAACACCUGGCAAAGCUCACGGACAACAUCCAGGUCCCCAUGGCCCGAGCCAGCAUCCUGUGGCUCAUUGGCGAGUACUGCGAGCACGUCCCCAAGAUUGCACCCGACGUCCUGAGAAAAAUGGCCAAGUCCUUCACAGCAGAGGAAGACAUUGUCAAGCUGCAAGUCAUCAACUUGGCAGCCAAGCUCUACCUGACUAACUCUAAGCAGACCAAGCUGCUGACCCAGUACGUGCUGAGUCUGGCCAAGUACGACCAGAACUAUGAUAUCCGUGACCGAGCGCGCUUCACCCGGCAGCUCAUCGUCCCUUCGGAGCAGGGCGGGGCCCUCAGCCGCCAUGCCAAGAAGCUCUUCCUGGCACCCAAACCGGCCCCUGUCUUGGAGUCGUCUUUCAAAGACCGGGACCACUUCCAGCUGGGCUCCCUGUCCCACCUGCUCAAUGCCAAGGCCACGGGCUACCAGGAGCUCCCAGACUGGCCAGAGGAAGCCCCGGACCCAUCAGUGCGCAAUGUGGAGGUACCUGAAUGGACCAAGUGCUCAAACCGGGAGAAGAGGAAGGAGAAGGAGAAACCCUUCUAUUCAGACUCUGAGGGGGAGUCGGGCCCCACCGAGUCCGCAGACAGCGAGCCCGAGUCCGAGAGCGAAUCAGACAGUAAGAGCAGCAGUGAGAGCGGCUCUGGGCAGUCGAGCAGCGAGUCUGACGAUGAAGGCCCGGAUGAGGAUGAGGAGAAGGGGAGGAGCAGUGAGAGUGAGCAGAGUGAGGAGGAAGGUGAGAAGAGGAAGAUGAAGAAGAGGAAGAAGGCGCCAGAGGGAGCAGGAGAAGGGCCAUCCUCGGAUGAGGGCAGCGACUCCAGCAGCAGCUCGUCAGAGUCUGAGAUGUCAUCGGAGACCGAGGAGGAGCAGGUGGAACCUGCCUCCUGGAGGAAAAAGACACCUCCCAGCGGCAGAAGUGUCCCUGCAGCCAAGGAGGUGUCUUUACUCGAUCUGGAGGACUUCACCCCGCCCAGUGUCCAGCCUGUGUCGCCCCCCAUGGUUGUGUCCACCAGUCUGGCUGCUGACCUGGAGGGCCUGACACUCACAGACUCCCCACUGGUGCCCUCGCUGCUGAGCCCAGUGUCGGGGGUGAGGCGGCAGGAGCUGCUGCACCGCGUGGCUGGCGAGGGGCUGGCCGUGGACUACACCUUCAGCCGCCAGCCUUUCUCUGGGGACCCCCACAUGGUGUCUGUGCAUAUCCACUUCUCCAACAACUCUGAGAGCCCCAUCAAGGGCCUGCACGUGGGCACCCCCAAACUGCCAGCCGGCAUCAGCAUCCAGGAAUUUCCUGAAAUCGAGUCCCUGGCCCCCGGAGAGUCUGCCACUGCUGUCAUGGGCAUCAAUUUCUGUGACUCAACCCAGGCGGCCAACUUCCAGCUAUGCACCCAAACACGACAGUUCUACGUCUCUAUUCAGCCACCUGUUGGGGAGUUGAUGGCCCCCGUGUUCAUGAGUGAGAAUGAAUUCAAGAAGGAACAGGGGAAGCUGAUGGGCAUGAACGAGAUCACGGAGAAGCUCACGCUGCUGGACACCUGUCGGAGUGACCACACUGUGGUGCAGAAAGUCACCGCCACUGCCAACCUGGGUCGUGUCCCUUGUGGGACGUCUGAUGAGUACAGGUUUGCAGGCAGGACGCUGAGCAGCGGGAGCCUGGUCCUGCUGACCCUGGAUGCUCGGCCCGCUGGACCUGCCCAGCUGACAGUCAACAGUGAGAAGAUGGUGAUUGGUACCAUGCUGGUGAAGGACGUGGUACAGGCCCUGACUCAGUGAUGCCCAAGUGAUGCUGUAACUUCUCUACCCCUCCUCGUCCCUCCCUGUGGCAUCUGGGCUG
This is a messenger RNA of Rhinolophus ferrumequinum (greater horseshoe bat), 4209 nucleotides long. RefSeq names its product adaptor related protein complex 3 subunit beta 2 (gene AP3B2). Lineage: Eukaryota; Metazoa; Chordata; Mammalia; Chiroptera; Rhinolophidae. The record is from RefSeq and is a predicted model, not a curated record. The transcript has 30 exons. Bases 891 to 4148 code for a protein of 1085 amino acids. Gene Ontology annotation, biological process: intracellular protein transport; anterograde synaptic vesicle transport; vesicle-mediated transport. Gene Ontology annotation, cellular component: membrane coat; AP-3 adaptor complex.